CACCAUCACCACCAUCACCACCGGAGCGUAAAAAACAAUAACCACGCCAAUGCCGAUUUACUCUCUCUCCUUCGUGGGUUUCAGCGUCAUUUUUUAAACUCAUACUCAUCCCCCCCCGCGCUCCUCCUAAGCCCCACCACCCCUUCCUUCACCUUUUCUACCCAUUUCAUUCACUCAUUUUUAUUUCAAUUUCAAUACUUCUAUUAUUAUUCAAUCGUAUAUCAUAAACUCUUUCAACAUCUACGGAGGAGACUAUUCUUUCUCGAUUUUCGCAACAUACGACGCAAAAAGGUUUCAUUUUUCAUUUUAUUCUUAUACUAACUAAUUCAGUGAAAAAGUUCGAAUCCGAGGCAAAUUGAGCGUAUGGGGUUGGUUGUUUGUCUCUGUAUCUGUUCCGUUUGAAUUGAACAGUAGUAGUAGUAGUAGUAGUCUGUAAAGUUUUCAGCCCUAAAAAGACCCCAAUUUGGGCCUCCCUUUUUCCUGUAUUUUUCUUUUAUAUAACUUCCUUCAUAUACAACUAACUGCUUAUAAACCCACCCCAAAAGACUUUCUUUACAUUAGCAUGCUAAAGGAGAAAGAUCCCCAAUAUGAAUAGUAAUAGUAGUAAUAAUAACAAUAAUGGUGAAGCUCACAAGCAGCAGCAGCAGCAGAAAGAGAGGCAUAUAGUUUCUUGGUCUCAAGAGGAAGAUGAUAUAUUGAGGCAGCAAAUCGGUAUCCAUGGAACUGACAAUUGGGCUAUUGUUGCAUCCAAGUUUAAGGAUAAAACUACAAGGCAAUGUAGAAGAAGAUGGUUCACUUAUUUGAAUUCCGAUUUCAAAAAAGGCGGUUGGUCACAAGAGGAAGACAUGCUUCUAUGCGAGGCUCAGAAGAUUUUCGGCAACCGGUGGACUGAAAUAGCGAAAGUGGUUUCAGGCAGGACGGAUAAUGCCGUUAAGAACCGAUUCUCCACUUUAUGUAAGAAGAGAGCGAAGAACGAAGCAUUGGCGAAAGAGAACAACGCUCUUAACAUUGCAACGAACAACAAAAGGACCCGAUUUCACAACGGACACGAAUUAGAUGCGAGUCUAGAAGCUUCCAUGCCUCCUUCGAAAAUAAGGAGGAAACAUAUUCCGGAUACACCGGAAGACUAUCAUCAACCGCGACCUCCGUUUGCUGUCAUUUUACACAACUGCCAUAACCUCGACACAUUUACCGCUCAACUCAAUGCCAAACGCGAUGAGGCGUUAAAAGAUGGAACAUUUCUGAAGAAGGAUGAUCCAAAGAUUAUUGCAUUGUUGCAACAAGCAGAACUACUCAGCUCACUUGCGCUUAAGGUUAAUACAGAGAAAACUGACGAGAGUUACGAAAAUGCUUGCAAGGCGGUACAAGAUUUCUUAGAGCAAACGAAAGAAUGCGAUGUGCUUGGAUUCAACGUUUCCGAUAUGGACAUAAGAAGUUGUGAUGAAUGCAGCCAACAGUCUUGGAGACAACCCGAUUUAUAUCAAGGAUCACCGGACAGCUCGGAGUAUAGUACCGGGUCAACUGUUCUUUCUCAAGUGAUCGAUAAAAUGGAACCGCUUCAAGAUAACGUUGUUGAUGGUAAAAUUACUAUAAUACCCGAGUCAACAGCUAAUCAAGAUAUUUUGGUUUCGUGUGAUGAAUACCAUGAUGUUGAUGAUAUUUGUCCAUUGCCGAUUUCAGAGUUCAAUUCACCGCUUCAAGUAACGCCGUUGUUUAGAUCAAUGGCUGCAGGGAUUCCAAGCCCACAAUUUUCAGAAAGUGAAAGGAGUUUUUUACUAAAAACACUUGGAAUGGAAUCAACACCACCCAAACAAGACAUCAAAACCUCACAACCUCACUGCAAAAGGGCUCUUCUCCACUGCCUUUAAGCAAAAUUCCCAAACUACCCUUCUUCCAGAGUUUUGAAAUCAUGUAGAGUUUUUUUUUUUUACAAUUUGCAGUCAAUCUCAGCCUGAAAUUUUUUCACCAAAAGGUUUGAUCAAGAUCUGCACCAAACUCUAGAAUGUUCCGGUACAUUCUAGAAACCACCAGUAGAUCUAACAACAUAAGUGUGUGUUAUGUUGACCUGAAUUGUUUUUGUUUGUUCAUUUUUGGAGGCUUUCGGGUUUCGAAUACGGGUGUAUUCGAAUCCCCCUCAUAACAUAUUUGGCUUGCCAAAUCCUGCACAGAACAUUAUUUUGUUUUUUUUAAAGAGUGUAACUAUACAUCGGCAACUCGCCGCAUAUUACAAUUUUACCCCCAAAAUGGUAAUGGGGGGGAGUAGGGAAAAUAUAGAAUUGAGUGAAGGAGGAUCAACUGCCAUUGUUGGACUCCAUUUGUUUGUUGGUUUUAGUGUGUGUCUGUGUGUAGAAUAGAGGUGUUAUGGUAUAAGUUGUAAUGUAUGAUAUAUAAAGAUUGUUUUUUUUUUUUUUA
Messenger RNA from Helianthus annuus (common sunflower), 2412 nucleotides. Its product is annotated as transcription factor MYB124. The record is from RefSeq and is a predicted model, not a curated record. Gene Ontology annotation, cellular component: nucleus. Bases 588 to 1868 code for a protein of 426 amino acids. Gene Ontology annotation, molecular function: DNA-binding transcription factor activity, RNA polymerase II-specific; RNA polymerase II cis-regulatory region sequence-specific DNA binding. The transcript is spliced from 12 exons. NCBI's taxonomy places the organism in Eukaryota, Viridiplantae, Streptophyta, Magnoliopsida, Asterales, Asteraceae. Gene Ontology annotation, biological process: regulation of DNA-templated transcription.